CGCGGAGAGCCGGCCAUGCCCCGUGGGUGUCUGCGUGACUCUCCUGGGCCGCAGAGUCUCCCAGCUCCCAGCCCCAGGGCGGCCGGCCUGCAGACCGCCUGCUUCUGCCCUGCCUCUGAGCGGGGCGGCCGGUCCCGACUGGGCUUCCGCUGGCCUGUGCCUGGCAGGGGCCAGUCAUGUGACCGAGGCUGCGAGGUCCCCCCGGAAAGUAAGGUGGCCUGUGAGUACGGCAUGGUGCACGUGGUCUCCGAGUCGGGGGGUCCCAAAGGCAAAGACUACUGCAUACUCUACAACCCACAGUGGGCCCACCUGCCACAUGACCUUGGCAAAGCGUCUCUCCUGCAGCUGCGGGACUGGACGGCCUCCAUGCUCUGCUCCCCGCCCGACGUCCCAGCCAGGGGCUUCAGCAACCAGAUCCCGCUGGUGGCACGCGGCAACUGCACCUUCUACGAGAAAGUGCGGCUGGCGCAGGGCGGCGGGGCGCGCGGGCUGCUCAUCGUCAGCAAGGAGGCGCUGGUCCCCCCAGGAGGCAACAAGACCCAGUAUGACGAGAUUGGCAUUCCCGUGGCCCUGCUCAGCCACAAGGACAUGCUGGACAUCUUCAAGAGCUUCGGCCGAGCGGUGAGGGCAGCACUGUACGCCCCCAACGAGCCCAUGCUGGACUACAACAUGGUCAUCAUCUUCGUCAUGGCUGUGGGCACCGUGGCCCUCGGGGGCUACUGGGCUGGGAGCCGGGACGUGAAGAAAAGGUACAUGAAACACAAGCGGGAUGACGGGCCCGAGAAGCAGGAGGACGAGGCGGUGGACGUGACCCCUGUCAUGAUCUGUGUCUUCGUGGUCAUGUGCUGCUCUAUGCUGGUGUUGCUGUAUUACUUCUACGACCAGCUCGUCUAUGUGAUCAUCGGGAUCUUCUGCCUGUCCUCGUCCACCGGCCUCUACAGCUGUCUGUCACCGCUGGUCCAGAGGCUGCCCUUUGGCAGGUGCAGGGUCCCUGACAACAACCUGCCGUACUUCCACAAGCGUCCUCCGGUCAGCCUGCUGCUCCUGGCGCUGCUCUGCCUGGCCGUCAGCGUGCUGUGGGGUGCCUUCCGGAACGAGGACCAGUGGGCCUGGGUCCUUCAGGAUGCGCUGGGCGUCGCCUUCUGCCUCCACAUGUUGAAGACCAUCCGCCUCCCCACUUUUAAGGCCUGCACGCUGCUGCUGCUGGUGUUGUUUGUCUACGACGUCUUCUUCGUGUUCAUCACGCCCUUCCUGACCAAGAGCGGGAAUAGCAUCAUGGUGGAGGUUGCGACCGGGCCCUCGGACUCGGCCACCCACGAGAAGCUCCCCAUGGUCCUGAAGGUGCCCAGACUGAACGCCUCACCGCUGGCCCUGUGCGACCGGCCCUUCUCCCUGCUGGGCUUCGGGGACAUCCUGGUGCCAGGGCUGCUCGUGGCGUACUGCCACAGGUUCGACAUCCAGGUGCAGUCGUCCCGGGUCUACUUCGUGGCCUGCACCGUGGCCUACGGCAUCGGGCUCCUGGUGACGUUCAUGGCCCUGGCCCUGAUGCAGCGCGGCCAGCCCGCCCUCCUCUACCUGGUGCCCUGCACGCUGGUGACAAGCUGCGCCUUGGCACUCUGGCGCGGGGAGCUGGGCACGUUCUGGACGGGCAGUGGCUUUGCGAAGGACCUACCUCCAUCUCCUUGGAUGCCGUCUUCCGCCACCGGCCCACAGCCCGGGAAGGACUCUGACAGCAGCCUCUCGCAGCCGCCUCCAGGCGAAGGACUGGCCAAGUGCCCUGUGUCCCCAGAGCAGCCCCCGGAGGUGUCCACGCCCGAGGAGACCGGGGCCGGGGCGCACCCACAGGGGGCCGGGGCUCACCCACAGGAGCCCGUGAGCCCCGCGGGCUGCACCCCCGAGCCCACGAGCAUGGUGGGCGCCUCGGCCUAGGAGGUGGCACAGACUCUCGGGCCCUCGUUGCUACCUGCCGUGCCGAGAGACCCCGAGACUGGACCUGCCUGGCCCCCCCACCCCAAAUUGGUGCUCCGGUCUGGCCGACGCCCCCGCUCUUCCUCCUCCUCAAGCUGAGCCCAGCUGUGUCCUGGACCCUCUCCAGCCCUGCUCCCUGCUCCUGUGGCUGCCGCGAGCCCCUCCCCCGCUCCGGCCCACGAGGUCACAUCACUGUCGCUGUCACCAUGACAGGAGUAGCACCCAGCUCCACGGUCUUGCCUGUCCGCCUGGUGUUUCCUCGGCAAGAGCAGGAAGCGCUCAGCCAUGGCUGCCGGUCUGCCCACAUCUGGUGCUUCCCGCUCUGGUCCUCCCUCAGGUUCUGGCCCGCAGAGCCCCCUCGUGCUGGCACCGGGGUCGGACAUGCCUCGGGGUCGGACGCGCCUCGGGGUCGGACGCGCCUCGGGGUCGGCGGGGGCGCCCGGUGGGCCCUGCCCUGCCUCCAUCAGCCUGGGUGCCCGUGCUCCAGCCUCUCCGCCUGUGAAUAAACGGCCACGACGUGUCGAACUCAGGUGGUGUCGCCUCUUGGGUCUGAGUCUCAGCCGGGCCUCGGGACAGCCGGUCCCCGGUCACGCCGUCCACGGGGCUGCGUCUCUGCUCGGCUCCGUCCCUCCAGCUGAGAUGGACUCGGGCCCCCAUCCUCCCCACAGCACCUGCACGCUCUCAACCCCACCCCAGCCCGGCCUCUAGGAACAACACCGGCCAGGCGAGCGCACUUUCUAUUUAAACCACCCGGGAGCUUCUGGAAUGUGGAGAAUAUUCUGGAAUUGGCAUUUUGUCUUCUACCUCACUGACAGGGUUCUCUGAACGUCACAACGGAAAUGCCGCCGUAGGACUGGCUGCAGGGCGGCGGCCCCCAUGCCAUGGCGCGCGCCCGUCCACACAGCCUCCAGACUCGAGCCCGAAAGCUGUUUGCACCGACGUGACAUGAAGUCACAGACCCCCAGCCACGCGGUCCCAGCUCUGUCCCGGUCUGUCCGCUGCUCCGUUGCAGAUGGCAGGCGUGGGGUCAACCAUGAUCCAUUCCAAAAAAUACCAGCGCCAGACAGAUUCACAUACAGCCUUUGCCAGCCCUGCUGCUCCGAGGAGAAAUGAUGUUGAUUAAAAAAAAAAAACAAAAAACAAAAAACAAAACGUUUUCCACCUGUCCCCGUGUCUCUUAAGAUGACGGGUGACCCGGGAGAGAGACCAGCUGGACCUGCCGGCCCUGAGAGCCGCCCAAUGGGGAGGCCAGAGCCGGCUGCAGGGUCCGUGCGGACGGUCCCCACCCCAAUUGGCACGUCCCUCUAGGCCGUGUCACUCGUCGGUGUAGGACCCAGAAUCUCCGUUUUCUGUGUUUGACAAACGUCAGGGGAUCUGAAGGUGGAUGUUCCGGAAGUUUCUGUGUGCAGUCUUUGCCUCGCUUCUGUUUGAGUCUUAGGAUUAAACACGGCUUUUGAGAGUUA
Lutra lutra (Eurasian river otter) is the source of this 3431-nucleotide messenger RNA. It is a transcript of the gene SPPL2B, whose product is annotated as signal peptide peptidase like 2B. Gene Ontology annotation, cellular component: Golgi-associated vesicle membrane; lumenal side of endoplasmic reticulum membrane; cytoplasmic side of endoplasmic reticulum membrane. NCBI's taxonomy places the organism in Eukaryota, Metazoa, Chordata, Mammalia, Carnivora, Mustelidae. The transcript has 15 exons. Gene Ontology annotation, biological process: membrane protein proteolysis. The record is from RefSeq and is a predicted model, not a curated record. Bases 16 to 1929 code for a protein of 637 amino acids. Gene Ontology annotation, molecular function: aspartic endopeptidase activity, intramembrane cleaving.